Harmonia axyridis is the source of this 2184-nucleotide messenger RNA. RefSeq names its product breast cancer anti-estrogen resistance protein 1 (gene p130CAS). Gene Ontology annotation, molecular function: protein binding. Gene Ontology annotation, biological process: cell migration; cell surface receptor protein tyrosine kinase signaling pathway. NCBI's taxonomy places the organism in Eukaryota, Metazoa, Arthropoda, Insecta, Coleoptera, Coccinellidae. The record is from RefSeq and is a predicted model, not a curated record. The transcript is spliced from 5 exons. The coding region runs from base 187 to 1962 and encodes 591 amino acids. Gene Ontology annotation, cellular component: plasma membrane; cytoplasm.
GUUACGACGUAUGAUCUACUUCAAUGUUUUUUUUUUUUUAAUACGAUAUAUGUUUUUAUUCAGGUUACCUUACUAAUGAAUUCUAUAAAAUACAAUAUAUAUAAUUUUAUUUCGUAAUGUUUUUAUAUUGGCUCAGUUUGGAGGGUUUUAUUUUUGUUAGAAUUGAAAAAGAAUUUUAAAUUCAAGAUGCCUCAACUCGAAAACCAAUCUCAGAAUUGUAUGGCAUAUGCAUUAUUUGAUAAUGUACCAGACUCUCCAGAUGAACUUGAAUUCAAUAAGGGAGACCUUCUGACCGUUCUAGAGCAAAAUGUAGCUAAUAUAGAAGGAUGGUGGUUAUGUUCUCUGAGAGGAAGACAGGGCAUAUGUCCAGGAAAUAGACUUCGCUUAUUACCUAAUAUCUACGAUAUUCCGCAAAGGGAUUUUUCUUCUGUUGAUUCUUCAUUGUUUCAUAGGACUAAUGGCAGGAGGCUACAACAAGAACAGAUCUCACUGUCCCGGAGGUCCAACGAUGAGAUCGGCUAUUACGACAUGCCAAACCGUUGCUCACCACUACAGCACCACCACAACCUGUCGGCGGCGUCGCCACGUUCAGUCGGUCCUGACUACGACGUGCCGCCGUCCAGACAUGUGACAUUGGGCACCAGUCCGGGAUGCGCCAGGUGCUCUUCCGCCUCCCCCUCUUCAGUGUCUCCAGUGAUAAGAGACGGGGAGGCCUACGACGUCCCGAGGCCCCACAACCAACACCUGAAUCAACUGACCCCCUCCAGCUCCGCUAGCUCUUUGACAGCGGACUCCAUGUCAUCCUCGAACCGCAGCAGUAUGGCCAACAUGCCAGACUACGACGUCCCCAAACCCCACCCAAAAGGACCCCAGUUGGUGCUCCAUCCCUCCCAGUUGUACGACGUACCGCCCUCUCACAACCCCAAAGAGUUGCCGUUGGAACUGAACUCAGCCCUGGAGAACCUAGAGAGACUCGAGACCGAUACCACCAGCUCGAUAAAAAAACUGUUGGGUUUCGUAGGCCCCGGGUGGAGAAACAAGGGAAGAUUGAGCGACACGCUGUACGACAUCAAAUUGGCCGUGACCAGACUACAGAAUUCCCUGCACGAAUUGGCCGAAUUCAGCGAGGGUACCUUAGGAAACGCCACCAAAGCAUCCGACAAAAAUCUGGCCCUCAAGUUGGCUCCACUGGUCGUAAGUCUGAAGAAGUCGUACUACACGGUGAACGAAGCAGCUGCAAAGCUUGCAGGCACCAAUUGGAGCCUGGAAGCCCUUGUGGUGAGCGAAGACCAGGAGGAUAGGUACGUACCAGAUGCUUUAGAUAUCUUGGUGUCGUGUUCCAAAGCUCUCAUCGAAGACAUACGUCAAAUCACUUCCUUCAUCCAAGGCAACGGCUUGUUGCUCUUCAAGAAAGACUCGGUUAACGAUUGGACCAACGAAUACGAUUAUCUACAACUGAAUACCAGAGGCGAUAACGGGAAAGAAUGCCGGAAGAGGUUCGAACUGAUAGAGAACCAAGACGAAGACCUAUCGGACAACUUGAUGAACUUGGACAGUAACGAUCGUAAAAUUUUGAGCUUCCUCGGCGGGCAGUACGUAAAUAACCACAAGAAACUCAUGGUGGCUAUAGAUGCGUUUCUGUACACGGUGGAACGCAAUCAACCGCCCAAGGUCUUCCUGGCUCACAGCAAGUUCGUUGUGCUCAGCGCACACAAGUUGGUUCACAUCGGGGACACCGUGUAUAGGAAUGUAGGUUGCAAGGAGAUCAAAGACAGUGCUCGGACCUAUUCCAACGCUCUGUCUGACGUGCUGGCGAAGAGUGUGAUGAAGACAAAACAGGCAGCCUUGCAGUUUCCAACAGUGACAGCAGUACAGGAGAUGGUCGACAGCGUGUUGGACAUUUCCCAUGCAGCUAACAACCUGAAGAUGUGUUUGCUGCAAGCCACGGCAAACUUUUUGUAAGUGUAGUAUAUAAUGUUAGGUGAAAUCAUUGUGUGUAAAAAUUUCAUUCGCCCUAUCCGUUUGUUCUUGGAGUUUUUAGAAUGUUCAAGGGAUUUUUGUUAUUCAACACAUAUGGUCACUUAUUGUUAUUAUCAUCUAGUUGAUUGCGAAUGAAUGUUUUUUUUUUGAGCUAGAGAUCAAGAAAAAAAAGGUUUUGUGAUGGGGAGAUUGGUGAAAGUAGGU